Messenger RNA from Nerophis lumbriciformis (worm pipefish), 2734 nucleotides. RefSeq lists its product as uncharacterized. Gene Ontology annotation, molecular function: DNA-binding transcription factor activity; cis-regulatory region sequence-specific DNA binding. Gene Ontology annotation, biological process: regulation of DNA-templated transcription. Gene Ontology annotation, cellular component: nucleus. NCBI's taxonomy places the organism in Eukaryota, Metazoa, Chordata, Actinopteri, Syngnathiformes, Syngnathidae. The record is from RefSeq and is a predicted model, not a curated record.
CUUUGCAAGUUUUCUCCCACACAAGUCCACCUUUCACCCCCCAAAAAGACGCACUUUGGCCGGCUUUCUUUCCAGCGGAACCUUCAGAGCGCCUUCGCGGUCGAGGUGAAGGACUUCCUGAGAGCGAGAUGGACAACAUGUCUCCGUGUCCCACCACCUUCUCUCUCUCCCCGCACAUCUCCUUCCCUCUCUCGCCCAUCUCCUUCCCGCCAUCCCCGACCUCGCUUUCUCCGGCUGCGGCAGAUUCCCCGCAGUCCUCCUCGUCCCCCCUUUCCGCCGCGUCACAUCACCCGGGAUUGGGACCUCCCACGCCGAGUCCUCCAAACAUCUGGGACCAGGAUGACCUGACCUGCCUGAGCUGGCUCCAUCAGAGGGGGAACCUGCUCCCCCUGCAGCCCCUCUCCAAAGGGACCCUGCCCUCGGUUCAGCUGGAGUCGCUGGGCCAGCACCCCGCCUCGUCCAAGCCGCCGUACUCCUUCAGUAGUCUGAUCUUCAUGGCCAUAGAAGACUCGCCAGACAAGAGGCUGCCGGUGAAAGACAUCUACGGGUGGAUCAUGGACCAGUUCCCCUACUACAGGACGGCCAGCGCGGGGUGGAGGAACUCGGUACGCCACAACCUGUCCUUGAGCAAGAGCUUCUGUCGCAUGGAGAGGGACAAAAGUCAGUCGGUGGGGAAGGGAUCUCUGUGGCGUGUGAGUCCGGAGCAUCGGGCGGCGCUCCUGGAGGUGCUCCGGAAGACUCACACUUACCACGGCACCAACAGCAGUCUGAUCAACAAGCCCGCCCUACUGGAAGGUGUGGACUACGGCGUGUCUGUGGUGUGUGACUCCAUGGAGAUGUCAGAUUCCCUUUCCCCCUCCCUCAUGCUGACCCAAACCCUGACCCCUGACAACCCGACCUUCGCCGACCACCCGGAUUUUCCUUUGACCCCGGAUCACGAGGAGCUGGUCGCCAUAGAGCCGGUGGAAUACCAACAGGAGGAGCUGAGCGGGGUGGACUUAGAGAAAGACCCCCUGGGGGACAGCGGCUACAUCGAGUUGCAUUACUACCAGUCUCAAGAGUACGAGUACCUGGUGUUGCCGGACGACACCGAGCUGGACUUGGAGACCGUGGAGAUACUCCAGCUGGACGUGGAGGCCCAGGAAGCUGCUGGGUCCCUCCUGGACUUGGCAGGGGGCGUAUAUUAAUAUCCACGAAUCGGAUAAUUCUCGUAUUUUGCCUCUUAUCUGUGACGAUGGCACUGCCUGGUGAUUUAGAUGUAGUUCCUGAUAAGUCAGCACUUUGUGGACAAAAUAUAGACUUUUUAGAGGAGUAUUCAUAAUUGUCUGUCAUUCUCAGGUGUGGAAGAUGUCCUUCUGACUGACAUAGAACCCAUUUUUCUUCAUAUUGUCCCACUGUCAUGCAAAUGUCAACAACACCCCAAGCAGCCAAAAUAGUGGGAAAAAGAGAUUAUGACGCAAACAUAAGACAUACGUCGUUUUCUUGAUCUUUGAUAGAACUUCAUUUUCAAAAUAUCAUUUCAGCUACUUUUGAAGCAGGGGCGAUCAAAGCGCGGCCAAGGUUUGCGGGCCGUUUUUUUCUAAUUCCCGAAAUAAAACUAAAGCAUUGCGUGUAGCAGAACAUUACAGAGGAUGGGAAAAUAAUUAAAAGGUUAGAGAAAAAUAAAAGGAUAUGGAAAUACCUGAAAGGGGUCAUUUUAUGCCAAACUUUUCUCCCCCGGGUACCUGUUUUUGAGUGUUCGGGAUCCCCGUAAGUCCUGAAAAUGUGAAAUCAAACCUCAAGGCGAUAUUUAUAAAAUAGUCUUGCCUUCUUCUUCAGAACACGCUCCAAACGAGGGACGUUUUUCGUUUUAUGGUAGCCAUUUUGUAGUCCAAAUUUGUAGUCAAUUAGUUCCUACUUUUUCUGUAUAUCCUGUUGUGGGGCAGACUGGCUUGUACAUGCACAUGCAUGCUAAAAUCCUCCACUAGUGCUGUGAAUCUUUGGGCACCACAUGAUUCGAUUGGGUUAAGAAUCGAUUCUCAAUUUAAAAUCAAUACUUGUUAAUAACAUUGGGUGUCAGUUCUAUGAUUAACUACGUUCCUCCAUAAAAUGGAUAAUCAGCUCUGAUCAAUGUUUAUGUUUCUUAAAAGAAAACUGGUUUUGUUUCCCAAACAUUUAAUAAAGUCAAAUACAAAUAAGGCAACAAGAGAAGUAUCCAACACUUCUAUUUUCUAAAGUAAAUGUGUACAGCAGAUAUUGAUUAUCUCCAUCAACUAUAUGAUUUGUCAGAGUGGCUGAAAAAUUUAAAACAACUAAGAAAUUGCAACAUUCAGUGUUUCUGCAGUGAAAAAGAUUUGAACACUUUUUUUUAAUGUGUAACACUUUUAUUCUGUCUGAACAGCUAAUUGUGGCCUCAUUUUAUAGGAUAUAGUUAAAUGACUAAACAACAUCAACAACAACAUACUGUCAUUUCAAAUGAGUUUUGUAUGAACUCUUUAUUUAAGGUUCACUGUAUAUUCAUUUUAGUGAUUUUUAUUCUCGAUUAGUCUCAUUUUGUUUGUGGUCAUUCUGUUUCUUAGUGUCUUUAUAUUCCUGUAAAAUGUGAGAAUCUGGAUAUAAAUGUUUAUUUUGGCAUUGUUUAAUGUCCUACACCAUCAUAACAACACUGCCAUGUCAGGGUCCUCUGAACUGAUCACCUCAAAUCCUACAAAUGUUAUUUUUUGCUUGAUUUUUUAUCUAACACAUUAAAUCUGUA